Molecule: messenger RNA, 7231 nt
Organism: Passer domesticus (house sparrow)
Lineage: Eukaryota; Metazoa; Chordata; Aves; Passeriformes; Passeridae
Product: ficolin-1-like
Exons: 9
Coding region: 2548-3507 (319 amino acids)
Biological process (GO): complement activation, lectin pathway
Molecular function (GO): carbohydrate derivative binding; signaling receptor binding; antigen binding
Source: RefSeq, a predicted model, not a curated record
GCUGUCAGCUGCUGUGCCACAGCUCGGCCGGUGCGGACUCCUCCCCUGCUUGGGGGAGUAGAGAAAAACUCAGGACAGCAGCUCGGCACACAACCUCCCAAAAAACUCACUUCCUUCUUAACCUCUGACACAUAUAUCACAAUGCAGCUGGAUGUUGCUUUUGUGAUGGGUGGGUAGGUUUAGAAAAGAAGCUGAGAGUUACCUUAUUUUGAGCUAUCUUCUCUACCUUGAAGCAUCUGGGAAACUGAUUUUCAAUAAUUUGUGUUUUGAAACUUACGUGUUCUGAAGUUUCCUACAAAAUAGCAACAUUGAGGAAAAAAAAAUUACAAUGUUUUGGAAAUAGAACAUCAUAUUUUCAAAAUCACAUUUGGCCUUUGGUAGUGUUGCAAAAUGUGGAAUAUGUCAAGAUUAUCUGAAGUCAGGAUGUUCUUUGAUGUAAGAUCUUUGUAUACUUUCAAGCCUAGUCAGCCAUCUGCAACCUUCACUGGGUACUGGCAUGAGGAAAAGCAAUUAGGGACGUAUUGAUCUCUGUGCCAAUUUCAAAAUCUACCCUCGGGAGUCUGACCUACUUUGGACUAAGCUUGUUCAUUGGCAGUCUACUCCCUGCUCCUAAAAGUAGCUGCAUCAAUAAGGAUACUGCUGCUUUCCCAGAUGAAAGUGGGGAGAUAUUGAUGUCCCCCAGGCUGGAUGGAGCCCACAGCUGGUAACACUUAGGGGGAUGCAUUAGUUCUGGGCAGAUACACACAGCUGCCUUCAUAACAUACAUUCUCAGCCCAACCCAGAGGUGUAACCUGCUAAUAGAGGACCUGGAAAAAGCUGGGCAAACCUUUUUUAUUUAUUUUUAAAUCUGUCAGGACAGAUCUAGCCUGGAGUCCUAGAGAGACUGUAACUAUGGUGUAAUCUGCAAGGCCUUUGCUUUUUGGAGUCAUUUAUGAAAAGGAAACAGAUGAAGGCAGGAGCUUUUGCCUCCAAGUUGAAACAAGGUGUUGCAGAUGUUUCUACAAAGAAAGAAGAGGCAGUGGGCAGGAGAAAGCUGCUCAGUGCAGAGGGCUGGCUCUACAUCACUGCAACCUGCCCCAUAGUCCAGACACCGUAGUCCACUGCAGAUGGACAGCACAGGCUGUACAGAUGAGAAAAGAGAGGUGUACAGUUCCCAGCCACUCUAGAGGUGUCCUGCUGGGAACUGUACACCUGUCCUGCAUGGAUCUCUCCCUCCCUAGCACCUGCCAAUCCUUUUUCUAUUUCCUUCUGGGAGGCUUCCUCCUGAAGCAAGAAAGGAUUUGAUCUCAUUUUGCCCCAAGAGCUGCAACACAGCAGUUGCCACAAGUGAGAUGCUUUUUCUCAAGUAAAGCAAAACCCCAACUUGCAUGCAGCCCAUCUUGUCAAAAUUCCUGAUUUUCCUGCAAUUUUUCCAGAUGGGAGAAGGAAAGUAAGGGGUGCAUUUCCCUGCCAGAAUUGUUUGUUAGGAAUUAAAAUGACUACAACAUCUACUGGGUUAUUGUUUUAUAUUAUUACAUAUAUGAAUAAGAGUAUGCGUAUGAGUGUAUAUCUGGGCUAUAUGGGGGAUGCUGAAUUUAAGUGGCAAAUACUUACCUCUCCCUCACCUUCUUCCAUUUGCCUAACAUUAAACUGUCAUGUAUCAUUGGAAGUUGGGCUGUUAGAGGCACCUUAUGAUUGAAAUGCUUGAGGGGGAACUGUAUUCUGCCUCUGAUAUCCUGGGGAAAAUCUCCAAUAAUGCGUUUCCUCUGAACUGGGAUGUAACAAUAAGGAGGAAAAACUUAAGUUCUGCCCACUAAUAAAAUUCAUAAACUUUACAGGCUCUGGGUCUGAAAAUAAUAUGAUGGAGCAGAUUGGACCUCUAGUAACGCUGCCAGAAAUUAGCAAAGCACAGGGUGAAAGAAACCAGAAACCCUGCUCACUAAUACAAUGGACUAUUCGGGGGUGGGGGGAAAUCAAACAUGCUCUGUCUACCUACCCUUGGCUGAGUUUGAACUCUGUUAUUCAUUAAUCAUGUACAAAUGGAAGCUUGAAGGGCAAGAAGUAGUGCUGGGCUGACAGGAAGAGCACUGGAAUGUGAUCCAGGCUGUGUAGCCUCUCUCUGCCACUGGCCUCAGCUGACCUUGGGCUUUUGACUCCCAGUGCCUCAGUUUCUCCAUCUACACAGUAAAUUCUGCUCUUCAUAAAGGGCUACUAGCAGGGAGGAUGAGGGGAGCUGUCUACACUUAGGUAAAUAUGGUUUUGCUGGUUCAUUUUAUCUAGAAAUACAGUAUGACAAGGGAAAGGCAUCCAAAAUUUGCAAAGGACAGAGGUGAGGCAGGCUGGGGCAGCCAGGCAAGAACUUUUCCAUCAGACUUUUGGAAAGCAGCUUAUCUGCAAAACAGCUUGAGACUCAGCCAGGCCCCAGACCUGAGAGCAGCCAGUGGGCAAGUACAGAGGUGGAGCUUGCACUGAGGCUGUUUGUUAGAUACAAAAUGCUUGGAUGGAUCAGUGCUGACCACAGCACCCGGGAAGUGGCUGAGAGGAGCUGUGCAGAGAGCAGCACUGGCCAUGGGGACAGCAGCCCCAGCCCUUUUGGUACUGCUCAGCCUAAGAGUGACUAUUUGUGAUGCUGAAGACACCUGCUCAGAGGUAAGAAUAGUGGGACUGCGUGAUGCUGACCGACUUGCCAUUCUUCAAGGAUGUCCAGGGAUCCCAGGCAUCUCUGGCCCAAAAGGAGAAGCAGGUCUCCCAGGAACAAAAGGAGAAAUGGGAGACCAGGGAUUACCUGGGAAAGCAGGACCACCUGGUGCAAAAGGAGCAGCUGGAGAGCCUGGCUUCCCAGGACUGAAAGGAACAAAAGGAGAGCCUGGAUUUCCAGAAAUUUGGGAACCAGGGAACUGCCAAGAACUGUUGGCCAAAGGGAAGAUUUUGAGUGGCUGGUACACAAUCUACCCCCAAGACUGCAAUGCCACCACCGUCUUCUGUGACAUGGACACGGAUGGUGGGGGAUGGAUUGUUUUUCAGAGGCGCUGGGAUGGGUCAGUGAACUUCUUGAGAGAUUGGGAUUCGUACAAAAGAGGCUUUGGCAACCAGCUGACAGAGUUCUGGAUGGGGAAUGACAACAUCCACUUCCUCACCUCUCUGGGACCCUGUGAACUCCGCAUUGACCUGAGAGACUUUGAGAACAACUACUAUUUUGCCAAGUAUGCUUCAUUCAGAGUUUUAGGAGAGUCAGAGAAAUACAGACUGGUUCUAGGAGACUUCCUUGGUGGAAACGCUGGGGACUCUUUAUCGUAUCACAGGGACAUGCCAUUUUCAACAACAGAUCAGGACAAUGACAUGAGUUCCUUCAACUGUGCCACGGAAUACAAGGGAGCGUGGUGGUACAAUGACUGCCAUUACUCCAACCUGAAUGGGAUGUACUGGAUGGGUGUGCAUGGGAGCUACGCUGAUGGCAUCAACUGGAAGACAGGUAAAGAAUACCACUACUCCUAUAAGCGAACGGAAAUGAAGUUCAGGCCAGUUUAACAUGGUGACAGGGUGCCUGACUAGACCCAAGAGGUGCCACUCACCCACCAACAGAAGACACAAAACAAUGUUGAUUGGGGACAAAAAUGGACCAGAAAGGAUAUUACAGGUUGUGCCUUCUGCCUAGAGCAGGAUGUUUGAAGCCAGAAGAUAUCUGUACUGGUUUGAGCUCCUGUAAGCACCUGACCCUCUCUCACCCUGACUACCUUCAGCAGCCCCAUUGAUGCAGACUGAGCCCAAGCACCUUCUUCUGAAAAGUGUGUUACCUUGAUUAAAGACCAGGUGAUGAGUGGGGCCAGUGCACCUCAGUAAAGCUCUCUGAUAUUAUUACUUAAAUGGUAAUUACUGCUAAGCUCCAGUAUAAUCCAUGUAUGUGAAGACUCCAGCAUGUGUGCAGCCUCUUUCUACUGGACCCAAGAGCCAUCCGAAAGGCACUCAGUUCCUGACCUGUCCCACUCUCCCUGCAGGCUGUGGUGGAGCCACAACUUAGAACAGCAUGGAAAAGACUGAGCUUCCAGCACAGCACUGUCAGCACUAGCAGUUUCCCCCUUCUUUCCUCACAUGUUCCAGCACCUCAGGUGGGACCCCAGCUCCUCGAACCACAGCAGAGUUGCUCAGCACUUCCCACCAGGACACAGCUGCAGCUGGACCCAGAGCCAGCUUUAGCCAUUCUUUCUGGACAUGUUUCUAGAUUUCAUUAGCUGCUGUGGACCAAGAGCUGUAUGCAAAACAGUCUGUUCAGCAGCAUGUGUGGUACCAAGACACAGUACACAGGGUACAGCAGUUCCAAGUCAAGCCUUACACAUGUGGUCAUCAUGGACAGUGCCAGUACCUUCCACUUCAUCUUGUUUCCAAUAGUGUUUGAGGGUGAGCUAUCUGCUGGUGAGUGGACACAGUUCACCUGGUUCAUGUAUUGUAUUUGAAUAUUAGCAGAACUGGGUCUCUUCUUCCUGCACCUGUGCUGCUGGACUCCUUGCCACAGCUGACAGAGGAGAGCCAAGUACUAACUCUUCACUGAAGGAAUAGACAGAGACAGCGGAAAUAGAGUAUUUCCUUGUGUUAUGUUUCUAAUGGUCCCAGGUUUAUUUCACUAUAUAUUGCACAGAUAUAUAGGAAGGGCAGCUCCAGCCCUACAAGACAGAAUCCAAACCCUGUGGGUGAGAAAAGUGAGGUCACUCAGCCUGCCACAGCAGUGGUAAGAAAUAGUGCACUAAGAGAUAAACAUUGCGCUAAGAUUUAAACCUGAGCGUUUGCAUCUUCCCACUCACUAGGUCCUGUCUCAGUUUACUUCUUUUCAGUUACACAACAAAGAGUGUGUCUGAGCAGAGAAGUGCACACUGAAAGCCCCAUAGUUACUUUUCCCUCUCCAGGAGCUCUGUCUUGAUUUUCUGCUACUCCCACUAAGAUUCACAUGCCCUCACCAGGACCAAGGUCCCAGAGCAUUAUGCUGUAUCUCACCCAUCUGCUGCUCAUGCUGCCUUCCAGGAGUAGCUUCUCAGAGGUCCAUGGUACUACCAGAGACUUCUCUGCAGAGAUGUAUAAGCAGGUGCUGGUAUACUCAGCUAUAAACUAGCUAAAAGUGCUAAAUCCCCUUUCUCUGCUCACCUCUAGCUUCUCCUCUUACUACACAGAAACAUUCAAUGUUUAAAUUUUUCUUGCAAAGGACACUGAUGAGACUUUAAACAGACUACUUAACUACACAGAAAUAAAAGAACUACUAGUAGAUAAAACAGUGCAUGAUAAAGGUACCUAUAUUACAUCUAGUAAAGAAGUAGUAUAGAUUAAGAUUCAAUGUAAUUUACCACUAAAUGGACGAUGGAGUACACACCUAAUUCUUCCUCUCAAUUCCCAGGAAAGUAACCAUGGAAUUCGCAUCCAAACUCCAGAUAGAAGUCCCUGCAUGUUUCCAGGGAGUAUGUAGGAGGUUUGUACCUCCAUGAAAAUUCGUGUGGCUUUUAUAGUUGUAAAAGUAGUGUCUUUGAGUCAGGAAUUUCUAGCUUAUCUCCCCACAUCUGUUCUCACACCCAGCUGUUUAUUGGGAGUUCUACUCCUGGUGCCAGAGAGAGAAAUAACUCACUAGCUUGUGAGCUGGCCUGGGUUAUCUCAUCACAUAAUGUGGAGGGGAGAGUAUCCAGAGCUGACACACUAGUUACAGAUAAGAUCUUCUGUGGCAGAGGGGAUGUCCUGCCACACUCCUGUAGGGGUAGCAUGUGCAGGAAGACUCUGGCCUUAUGUAUGCCUGCAUAACAUGUGCUCACUGGCUGCUCUGCCCAAAAACCCACUCCUGGCAGGGACAGCCCCUCUGCCACCACCAGCCCAUCCACUCCUGCCCACAGACAAGUUCCCAUUUUCCCAUUACAAAAAUCACCCCUAGCUUUUGGUGUCUCUGAAUCUUACUCAGAGAUGGAUCUGUCAUUCUCCUGCAAAACACAACAAAAUUGCACUGAAUCUCUCAUGUAUGGCCCAACCAUAUCCUAUUCCCAAACAACACAAGGAGGUAUUAUUUUCAGAGUAAAUUCAAAGCAAUGGACACUUGCCAGAAGUGCAUUGACUGCUCAAGUUAAGAAAAGCCAACAGUGAAAGUUUAAUUUUGGGGGGGCAGAGUCCCUCACCAGCACUCACUGACACCCUCCCUCCUCAGGUGACAGUGGUGCCAGGUGGUCCCUUUCAUGUGUGCCCACUCCUGUCUAAAGCACGGUGCUGCAGGUCCUGGCAGCAGUCUGCGACCAAGUGCCACUUGCAGAUUUGGUGCACCACAGAGCACUGACCAUGGCACCUCCUGAGGCUGCAGGGUCCACAGUCUGCUACCUCCAUUCAGAGCUGGUCCAGAGAGCAGGGGUGGACAACAGAGCCAGUCUCAUGCUGGACAGGCUCUGUGCAGCAUACCCCCAGCUUCCUGCACAGCUUGCCCUGCUGAGCAGUGCAGUCACAUCACUCCUCAGUGAACUGCCACGUCGUUGUCACAGUGCCUCCAAACCUGACCUCCUGAAGAAUCUUGUCAGGAGGCUGGUGCUGUAACACCACUUAGUGCAGUUUUGGACAAGCCUGCACAUGGAUUUAUGUUACUGCUCGGUCACCUGGCUGGCACAAACCUGCAUGAUGCCUCCCAAACACAAGACUCGGCGCUGUGCCACUCCCAGCUCCCUGCACACCACAGGGACGUGGCUUCUCCGUCCCUCCAAUGCCAUCAUGCUGAGCUCUGGCUCAAGGCAGCAGCUAGCACGGCCCCAGAAACAUCCACCCAGCACUUCACAGGGACAGCAAAAGACAAGGUCAAACCUUUCUCCUGAUGUCCACCAUGGCAAAUCAAAGUUUCUCUCAGUCAGACAUUGCAGCCUUUCUUACCAUAAUCUCACUGAAGGUGAAAGAAGUUGAUCAAUAGUUAACUCAUGUAAGCAUGAGUUAACUACUAAGAGUCAGCAAAUAUUACUUACAAGCCUAAGAAGCAGGAUGCACCUUAGCCUUCUCAAGAUAAGAGACACAGAGUGCACCUUGUCAAGGUAAGAGGAACAAAACCUAUUAUCAGCAGAAAAUUCUGAACCAGCCAGCAAAGGACUGCACAUGCUUCAGAAAGAAAGAUUAAAAGUGCAAAGUGAGGAAGACUACCAGCCUUCAUCAGAACAACCACUGAGGAAGACUCGCAGCCUUCCUCAGUGCGACCCCCAGAGUAGACUGAGCUUGCGCAUGACAUGUGCUAAUGAUAUUAAUGACUUCUGAAAAAUAA